AUGCUAAUAGGAUACUUGAGAUUUAGGUAUUUACCGUGGGUCAUCCAGCGAUGUACUAUAAUACGGCACUUUCACCCAUCAUUCAAUAGACACCAGCUUAGCGAUGACGCGACACUUUCAAUUUCACCAAACGAAUAUGUAACCAGUCUCGUUCCCAAAAAGAUUCACCCAGGACUAGAAUCAAUUCUUGCGAAUGCAAAUAAACCCAUCAUACUACGCGAUUAUCAAGAAGAUGCUGCGGAAGCAGUCUUGAGUAAACUUGCCAACGGUGUGCGAAAACCUGCUGUGGUGAUAGCUACUGGUGGUGGAAAAACGAUUGUGUUUUCUCAUUUGAUCCCUCGCUUAAAACCACUUGGCGAGGGGAGAGGUAACAAGGUCAUGGUACUUGCUCAUACGGAAGAAUUGAUUGAUCAAGCAGUCAAGAAAAUACGUUUAAUGAACCCUGGAUUGAAAGUCGAGGUGGAGAUGCGUAAAUUGAAGGCAUCCCCAGAUGCUGAUGUGGUGGUUGCAUCUGUGCCAUCAUUAGUUCGCCGAAGGAGAUUUGAGAAAUUCGACCCAAUGGAAUUCAAGAGCAUCAUUAUUGAUGAGUGUCACCACGCACCUGCUAUUACAUAUAGGAAAGUCUUGAACCAUUUCAAAGCGUUGGAUUCUAAUCUGACAAUUAGUGUGAUUGGUUUCACGGCAACACUUGUGCGACUCGACAAGCAAUCUUUGGGCCAUAUCUUUGAUGAAGUUGUUUACGAGAGGUCGUUAAAAAGUAUGAUUAAGAAUAAGGAACUAGCUGAUGCAAAAAUAAGUGAAGUUAAGGUCAAGAUAAAUCUAGACCAAGUGAAAACAGUCAAGAAUGAAUACGAUCCAGCAAGUUUGUACAGAGCCAUGAAAGAGAUUGAUUUCAAUGAAAAGAUUGUAUUGGCAUAUUUACGUCUCAAGGAGGAAGUUGAUUGCAAGAGCACAUUGAUAUUUUGCGUUGGGGUCGAGCAUUGUUUUGAUGUUUGUGACUUGUUUCAACGUAACGGGAUCAAUGCGCAAUAUGUCACAGGCGAAACCUCCAAGGUUGAAAGAGCUUCCAUAAUCGAGGACUUUAAACUGGGAUUGAUUCCGGUGCUAUGCAAUGUCCAAGUGUUUACAGAAGGUACUGAUAUGCCCAACAUUGACUCACUUAUACUUGCGAGACCCACAAUGUCGAAAUCGUUGAUGAUACAAAUGAUUGGAAGAGGUUUGAGGUUACACAAGGACAAGACGCAUUGUCAUAUAGUUGAUAUGGUUGAAUUGACUAGACAAGGAAUAGACAUCAAACCAUCACUAGAAGGGGAGAAAUUGGUAAACUCAAGAAAGAAAUUGCUUGAACGGGAAGAAGAUUUGGACCAACUCGUGCCAUCUCCUCAUGCACAAUUAUCAAGCAAGGAUAGAGAGAUUGCUGUUGCAAGGAUCCUAGAGUAUCACAGGAAAGAAAUUGUGUGUCUAGAUAAGCAACCACUGAUUAAUCAAACACCAGCGAUUUGGUUUCGAGAUCGGGCGAUAGUAGACAAAGUCAUGCUCAGAAAUAAGUAUCCAUGGGCAAUGAUUGAAACAAGUAAGGUUUGGGGUAUGCCUGGCUUGUCCGAUAAUUAUUUUAUUUUGAAACGAACUACUUAUAGGGGACACAAACUUUUUGAGGCACUGCAUCAUACCUUUCAGAACAAGUCCGGAACGGUUAUUCAUAGAAGUGCCAAUUUACUUGAAGUAUUUGCCGCAUUGAAAACAAAAUACAGCGACCAUUUACAGUAUGCUGAGAAGCGAAACACAUUUGCUCGAAAAGCUACACCCAAGCAGGUUGCUUACAUAAUGUCCAUGAUUGGUUAUAAACUAAGUUAUUAUAUGCAGACAAAACGAAUUGAUAUCCCAAGGGAGGAGUUUGAAGAGCACGUUGCUGAAGUCUUGAAAAACGAGAAACAAGCAAUCAUUUGCAAGUUUAUCUUUGCAUUAAGACUUGGCGAUAAUGAUUAUGAAAAGUUAAAGUGUGCACAGGUUGUCAACAAUGCUGUGAAAAGGUUGCAUGAGAAUAUAUAG
Messenger RNA from Lodderomyces parapsilosis, 2049 nucleotides. Its product is annotated as DEAD/DEAH box helicase. The transcript has a single exon. Bases 1 to 2049 code for a protein of 682 amino acids. The record is from RefSeq and is a predicted model, not a curated record. Gene Ontology annotation, molecular function: ATP binding; DNA binding; hydrolase activity. Lineage: Eukaryota; Fungi; Ascomycota; Pichiomycetes; Serinales; Debaryomycetaceae.